AUGGCGUCUCUUCAGGGUCUUGCUAUCUCGCUCGGCGUCAUGCAGGUUGCUCGUAAAAUUCCUUUCGACAACCCGGACGUCUUGAUGUACGUGCGCGCGGGAUACGUACUCUCGCAGGCGAUCACGCUCGGUCUUUACUACUACAUGUCGCAGAAGAUCAAGUCCAAGAACGACCAGACUGUGCUGAAAUAUGUCGAGCCGGAGAAUCCCAUGAACCCCAACUCUGGAGGGUUGAUUACAACGACCGUACGGGACUAUGAUCUUGGGGAGACAUCAAAAGCAAUCCGGGGCGCGUACACGUCGCUCGCAAUGAUGGGCUUCUUACAUCUGUACAUGCAAUACACACAACCUCUCUUCGUCCAGGCGGUCAUGGCGUUCAAGACAUUGUACGAUUCGAAGGUCUUCAAGAUUCACGUACUCGGGCAGCCUGCGGAGGGUGAUCUCAAGCGUCCCUUCAAGGUCGCGUCUCUAUUUGGUGCGGCCGCGGGGGAGGCAAGGACCGACAAGGCGGCAAUUGAGGAGGCCGAGAAGAAGGUCAAUAUCACGCCUAAGGAUGAGUGA
This is a messenger RNA of Peniophora sp. CBMAI 1063, 561 nucleotides long. NCBI's taxonomy places the organism in Eukaryota, Fungi, Basidiomycota, Agaricomycetes, Russulales, Peniophoraceae. The record is from the annotation of a GenBank genome assembly.